Salarias fasciatus (jewelled blenny) is the source of this 2966-nucleotide messenger RNA. It is a transcript of the gene bcl10, whose product is annotated as BCL10 immune signaling adaptor. NCBI's taxonomy places the organism in Eukaryota, Metazoa, Chordata, Actinopteri, Blenniiformes, Blenniidae. The transcript has 3 exons. Gene Ontology annotation, molecular function: transcription coactivator activity; protein kinase B binding; kinase activator activity. The record is from RefSeq and is a predicted model, not a curated record. Gene Ontology annotation, cellular component: cytosol; CBM complex. Gene Ontology annotation, biological process: adaptive immune response; positive regulation of extrinsic apoptotic signaling pathway; apoptotic process. Bases 458 to 1204 code for a protein of 248 amino acids.
GGUCAGCUGGAACUGCACCCCGCUCUUCACCUGUGUGCAUGCAGUGUGGGGAAACUGAGAGAAAUCACUCUGCGGCGCUCCGUGGGAUUAAAACCGACUUUCUCCCCUAACAUGUCCUCGAGUCGUGGCAGUCGUUCGGCUUAGAAAGUCAACUUUUCCGCCCGAGUUCAGCCUCUCGGAGCAGGUGUGGGAGUGAAUGUGAAAAGUGUGUACUUCUCUCUUCUCCCGUCGACGGACUCAAACCUCGACACAAUCAGGAAGUCCGGGGAUUUCUACGUUCCCCCCGGGCUCGAAAAGACAAAACUCAGCAGGUACGGGCCGCUUUUAGAGGAGAUAAUGGCUCGUCGCGGCGCGUGAGGCUCUCGGGGUUCGGUUGUCGGCGGGAUAAACUUCACCGUCAGGAGUGAGUAGUUGGACUUUGCCGUGAAUCGAUACCUGCUCAUCGGCCCGGCGAAGGAUGGAUGCUCCCAGCCUCACGGAGGACGAGAUGGCAGAGAUUAAAAAAGACGUGCUGACCAGGCUGCGGCACUACCUCUGCGAGAAGAUCCGGGCCGACCGGCACCUGGACUUCCUGCGCUCCCGCCGGAUCCUGACCCGGGACGACGCGGAGGACAUCAGCUGCAGGACCACGCAGACCAAGCGGACGGCCCUGCUGCUGGACAUCCUGGCGGAGAACCCGCGCGGCCUGGACGCCCUGGUCGAGUCCAUCCGGGAGAUGCGCUCGCAGAACUUCAUCAUCGCCAAGAUCACAGACGAGGUGCAGAAGGCCAAGAACGAGAAGAUCGAAUCUCUCAAAGCAGUCGGAUCCAGCUCCUCAUCUGAGAGCGCCCUGGUCACUCCCAGUUCGACCAGCGACCUCCCCGCCUCUUUCUCACACAACUCCACCCUGCUGUUCCACCCGGACGGCGAGCAGAGCCCGUCGUCCUCAGACGUGGCCGGCUCGCUCGCCCUGCCGUCGUUACAGCGAGGCGGGGAGCUGGCCUCCGUGGCCGGCGCCAGCCUGGCCUCCCCCACCAACCCGUCCUCCAGCCUGCCGCGGCCCGGGGACCCCGGGGCGCCCCCGCUGCCGGACGAGGUGAUGGUGGAGUCUCCCUCCAACCUGGACGCCGCGACGCCGGGCUGCUCUAGCACCGGGGGCGAUCCCAACUUCCAGCCGCUGCGGUCCCGCUCGCUCACCCCCACACCCAAUAAAAGCCCCUUCUGAGACGGCGGUGAGACGGCGGUGAGACGGCGGCGACGCGGCAGGAAGAGACGGACACGCAGAACCGCCGAGCUCCGCCGGUGCAUGAAGACGCUUUCCUCUGGUGUCGCUACUCGGGUCCAAAAUCUGGAAAAAUAAAUACACAUGAAAGAUGUUUAAUUAAUUUUUAACAAUUAUCAAGUGAAACAGAAAAAAAAAAAAAAACAAUAUUGGAGACAAUAUGAAGACAUUUAUAAGUUACAGUAGAUAAGAUGCAGUCAAACUGUUUUUAAAUAUCCAUCCAAAGCUGCCUUUAGUUUUCUAUACUGUAGUCCGACUUCUCUACAUUUUGGCAUUUUACCUUCUUACAGCUUCUUUUCGUGUUGCAAUCCGCUGCUCAAACUAUUUAUAAUCUGGACAGAAAAGAUGCUGGAGCGCUGCAGAGUAGCAUUUCCACAGUGGACGCCAGUAACUGAAGGUGGUAUCGACACUGUAAUGCAUCCGACCGCAACCGUGAGUCACUACACCACUGAGUUCUGUUUAUACUCAGCAGAUACAGCAUGUGUGAUCGCCUCUGCCUCCGCCUGUGGUUUUGAAAGUGUGCUUUAGUUGCUUUAACUCUCCUGUGGUUGCUUUUUUUUUCUCUCAUGUUUUUCGCCGAGGACUUAUUGACUCAAAACACCACCUAGUGGGUCAACUUGGCAUUACAAACCCCAGACAGGUUCGCUUGCUAAAUUAUGCCAAAAUAUUAUGGAUGCUGUUUUUUCCCACUCUGUUAUUAUUGGUUUAUUUUCAUUGUUUUGAAGAAAUAAGUUACAUCCUGUUCCUCUGUUGCUCAGUAGCUUAUCUGACACUUUAAAAUAGAACUCAAAAUGUUCAAACUUCUCCACCUGGCAAACUUUUUCUACUCUUCCAUCAAAAUCGUGGCAGCUGUGGUUUAGUCACAGAGAAAAUAAUACAUGUUUUAUACACUGGAAUGACUCCUUGGGCAAAUAAUGUGUGAAAAAUGAGCCACUUCGGUCUUUUAAAAUGCUUUUUAAUGUGUUUUGUUUAUUUUCUCAUCACUACAGAAUUUGUGAAUCACAAUGUGGAAGAACUGUGUGACUGUUGUCUUUAUUCACUGAUCAUGGACAAUAAUCUGUUUCUUACUAAGGAUUUUAUGGAUGAAUUCAACUUGAGUUUCCUCUGUAUCGGUGACUGUUGAAUUCGGAAAAGGAACCUUUAUCUGGUUUUGGUGAAUAGAGAUAACGGGAGGUCAUUCACUGUUUUGGAAUAUUGUGUGAAAAUACAAGAGGAAUGAAAGAAAGUUUUCAUUUCAUUGUCGUGUUGCCUCAUUUCCACAACAGCAGGUGAGACUGGUUUUCAGUCAGUGUUGCUUCCUAACUUAACUGUGAUUGAACUGGAGUGACAUUGUGUCGUGUAAGAAGUGUUCCCUUCGUUGUUUUGAGCAGUGUAUGUUGUGUGUUUGUGUUUUGUCAUUAACCCUCAAGAGAUCCUUAAAAAAAAUGGUUUUUUAAAGAAUAUUUUAAUACCAUUUUGGCUGUGUUGAAUGAAUGCAUCUCAAGUUUGACGGAGGAUGGAAAUCUAAUUGGAAUUGUCAGCUCAUUUUUCUAAAUUAAGCUGAAACGGAUUUAAAAAAGUCACAUUUGAUCAUCAAGACCUCUUUAGAAAUCGUGUGAAGCUGAACGUCACCAAACUGUUUUUAUUCUUGUCUACUUGAUGGUAUUUAAACUUUAUGUUCAGAUGAGUUUAAAAGUCAAACUUUAAUAAAACCUUUCUGACUCUG